Messenger RNA from Tarenaya hassleriana, 2727 nucleotides. Its product is annotated as microtubule-associated protein 70-2. The record is from RefSeq and is a predicted model, not a curated record. Bases 264 to 2147 code for a protein of 627 amino acids. The transcript is spliced from 12 exons. NCBI's taxonomy places the organism in Eukaryota, Viridiplantae, Streptophyta, Magnoliopsida, Brassicales, Cleomaceae. Gene Ontology annotation, molecular function: microtubule binding. Gene Ontology annotation, biological process: cytoskeleton organization.
GUUCUCUCUCUAGAAACCCCCCGAUGUGUUCUGAUACUUUCUCUCUCUAGGUUAGCUUCAUCUCUCUCUCCAUAUGUAUGCGCGUGUGUAGAUAUGCCCUGUGGAACUCUGAUUUUGGAAACCUUAGAGCAUUUGGAUCCCGAGAACUCUGAGCUCUGUCGUCUCUGGAUGUGUAUCUAGCCUUGCUGUGUUUCGGGAACCUAGUGUUUGGAUCCUGAGGGAUUUGGAUGUGUGCGUGAGGAAAGCGAAGGAUCAGAUCGGAGAUGGCGGAGGUUUCGGGCGACGGAGGUAUGUCGGCGCCGGAGACAGAGCAGGCUGCGCCUCCGCAGCCGCUGAUGCCGUCGGCGUCCUUUAAGGAAAGCGGCGGUGGUAAAAGCUCGUCGAGACGGAGGCCGGUGAGGCCGAGCUUCGAUGCCGCCGCCGACAAUGAAUUCAUCACGCUUCUCCAUGGCUCGGAUCCAGUGAAGGUGGAGCUCAAUCGGCUCGAGAACGAACUUAGGGACAAGGAACGAGAAUUAGGCGAAGCACACGCCGAGAUAAAAGCUUUGAGGUUGUCUGAGAGGCAGAGAGAGAAAGCUGUUGAAGAGCUCACUGACGAACUUGCUAAGUUGGAGGAGAAGCUCAAGUUGACUGAAUCCCUUCUUGAUAGCAAAAACCUAGAAAUCAAGAAAAUCAAUGAGGAAAAGAAGGCAUCAAUGGCUGCUCAGUUUGCAGCUGAAGCCACCUUGAGGAGGGUCCAUGCUGCUCAAAAGGAUGAUGACAUGCCUCCAAUUGAAGCCAUUCUAGCCCCAUUAGAAGCUGAACUUAAGCUUGCACGACAAGAGAUUGGGAAGCUUCAAGACGACAACAGGGCCUUGGAUCGUCUGACUAAACAGAAGGAAGCUGCCUUGCUUGAUGCUGAGAGGACAGUUCAAGCUGCCCUGGCAAAAGCUGCCAUGGUCGAUGACCUUCAAAAUAAGAACCAAGAGUUGAUGAAGCAAAUAGAAAUUUGUCAGGAAGAAAACAAAAUUCUAGACAAAAUGCACAGACAGAAGGUUGCCGAGGUUGAAAAACUUACCCAGACUGUACGGGAGCUGGAAGAGGCUGUCCUUGCUGGUGGAGCUGCUGCAAAUGCUGUGAGGGAUUACCAGCGCAAAGUUCAAGAGAUGAAUGAAGAAAGAAAAACUCUUGAUCGGGAACUUGCACGUGCAAAGGUUACGGCAAAUAGAGUUGCCACAGUGGUGGCAAAUGAAUGGAAAGAUGGUAAUGAUAAAGUGAUGCCUGUGAAGCAAUGGCUAGAAGAAAGAAGGUUUCUACAGGGAGAAAUGCAACAACUUCGUGAUAAGUUUGCCAUAGCAGAGCGAGCUGCUAAAUCUGAAGCGCAACUAAAAGAAAAGUUUCAGCUGCGGCUAAAGGUGCUCGAGGACACUCUGAGAGGAACAUCAAGCAGCAGCACGAGGAAUACAACCGAGGGAAGGAGCAUGAGCAAUGGACCCUCUCGUAGACAGUCGCUUGGCGGAGCUGACAAUAUCCAAAAGCUUACAUCAAAUGGCUUUCUGUCCAAGAAAACUCCGGCUCCAGCUCCUCAGUUGAGACAUUCCUUAUCUUCUAAUUUCACUUCUGCGUUGAGGAAUGUGAAAGGCACGUCUAAAUCAUUCGAUGGAGGGACAAGAUCCUUGGAUAGGGGGAAAGCUCUCUUAAAUGGUCCUGGGAAUUAUUCCUUCAACAAGGCUUCUGAUGAAGCCAAGGAAGGAGAGUCUCCUAAUUCCUGGAAAGAAAAUCCAGAGGAGGAGAAGCCACCGAGUGAGAACCCUACACCAGUGACCGAGGACAGUGUCCCUGGAGUUUUGUAUGAUUUACUACAGAAGGAGGUCAUUGCCUUGAGGAAAGCUUCUCAUGAGAAGGAUCAAAGCCUCAAAGAUAAAGAUGAUGCCAUAGAGAUGUUAGCAAAGAAGGUGGAAACAUUAACAAAGGCGAUGGAGGUUGAAGCGAAGAAGAUGAGGAGGGAAGUAUCUGCAAUGGAGAAAGAGGUCGCUGCCAUGCGUGUGGAGAAAGAGCAUGAGAAUAGAGCCAAAAGGUUUUCAAAUACCAAGAGCCCAUCUAACAGCGCUCAGAUUCUUGCUGGAAGAGCUGCUGGAAGAAGCGGGUUAACGAGGAGUACCCAAUGAGGGAGAUUCUGAUCAUAAUCAGAAAUAACAAGUAAAACCGUUAAUAGGUUUGUGAUCUUACGCUAUUCACUUGGGGUUUUUUUCUUUUCCUUUUUCUUCAUGUGAUUCAUUGUCAUAUCACAUAACUUAAAAAGCAUGCUGAUGAAUGAUCCCGUCCUCGCCCUCCGGAAAAAGAAAAACAAAGAGAAGAGAAAUGAUGGGUUGUUGCUUCUGACGUAGAAUCGGAUUAGUCUGGUUAGAGGAGGAGAAGGGAGGAAGAGAAGAAACAGAUGAGAGGGGAGAUGAUGAUGUUUGACAUAUUUGGCUUGACAUUUUUAAACCCUUAAUGGUUGUCUGGUUGGUUUGUAUAGGGUAGCUUUUGUUAUUUGUCUCUCUGGAGGGAGAGAGAGAGAGAGAGAGAGAGAGAGAGAGAGAGAGAGAGAGAGAGAGAGAGAGAGAGAGAGAGUGUGUGUGUUUUGUGUGCUUUUACACUUAGUUCCUAUGGGUCGUAGCGCUCUUUUAAGUAUACAAUGUAUUCUGCUUUCGGGUGUGUGAUUAUUAUUGCUUUGUAUCACAUCUCUCUGGUCUUUAUUUGUGUCUC